UGGGUUGACUUAAUACUAUGAUAAAGGAACUUAUAUAAUUGAACGAGCUGUUGAUAAGCACAGCCAUACUGAGUUUUGUUCCACUACUUGAUAUGCUAUAUUAUAUACCAAUGGUCGUAGUUGUGUUGACAAUUACACAGACUGAUGUAUAGGAUAUAUGAUUAUUUAUGUAGAAUGCAUAAAACAUAACUUAAACAGGAAUCACAAUCAGCUUCACGUACAGUGCCUGCAAUUGCAACCAUAAACGUAACUACUAACGAUAUGGAGAAAAUAUAAACUCACGAUAAGGGAGUAAUCGUAUGACACCCUACAACACAAACAGAGGGUCUACUUGGAACAAUGUGAACUGACGGUUUAGCAAUUAAUAACUGCAUCCUAGAGAUUUGACCAGAUCACAAGAACACACACUUCCACCCGACAACUGACUUCGAACCUUACUAUAAACUUACCUAAUGGCUUAAAAUCACGUUCAGAAUGGAGGAUAUUUCUGAAAACAAACUUUGCCAUAAACAACGAUUAGAAGAUUUCCGCAAAUAUGACAAGAAUACAACGGGUGCUAUUCUUAAACUGGAGAAAGUGUCUGACCGCCAGAGAACGUUGACAUGGUCCAAAGUCUAUCUUCGUCUCGGAUCGUUCACGCUGUCAGCCGCGAAGAUGAGACCACAAACAGAUAAACCAAGAAACGCAACUGGUCAUAAUGACAAUAAUACGAAUAAACGACCUGAAAUAAAAGGUAGCUGUAGCCAUCAAGUUAAAGCAAAGUGCGAUACUGGUUACACAACAACGUUUAACCAUUACAAUAUCUACAAAGGCAAUAAUCCAACUGACAUGCACAUAGACAUUGACAGAGGCGAAUCUGAUGCAGAUAUCUUAAAAGGAGAAAAAUGUACAAACUAUGCAAAUACAACGGAAAGACUUUCUCAAAGUGCAAGGGAACCUUUAGUUAGGAUAUACACACCAGCGAUACAAGAAUCUAGCAAUAAACCAGUUAUAUCAAACUGUUGGACCAAGAGUAGUCGGAAAAAUGAAAAUAUGUAUUCAAUAAAUCAUACAAAUAAGGGCAACAAUGGAUAUAAAGCAGACAUUUCGCAUGGCAGUAACAGUUUAAAACGAGCUUCACAUAGCAAAAGACUUAAUGGAAAUGCAAUGCAUACCGAUGGAUAUGAAGGUUUUUCAGAGUAUACUACAAAUGGAUUGCAUUUCCCUAGUAUCAUCAACCCAACAUCAUGUGUAUGAAUUCAAUUUCAUUUUUACUUAUUUACGAAUAAUUUUAGCUAUUUAUAUAAUAGGAUUUAUUUGAACUGAUGCUCUAAUAGAUCCAUACGUACAUCCAACAAUUAAAAAAUACAAUAAAAAUAUUUAAAAGAAAAAUAAA
This is a messenger RNA of Owenia fusiformis, 1375 nucleotides long. The record is from the annotation of a GenBank genome assembly. NCBI's taxonomy places the organism in Eukaryota, Metazoa, Annelida, Polychaeta, Sabellida, Oweniidae.